UGGGGUGGCCGGGGAAUGGAUGAUGAGCCCUCUAAAAUCGCCCACGGCUGGAGGAGCAACAACAAACGCAAACAGAUUGUUCUGUUGCCAGGCCUACCCUCUGUACAUAUACGCAAAGACAAGUAUAUGUUAUACCCCUCCAAAUGUUCCACCUGCUCAUCGUCGUCGUUGUCGUCCACGUCGUCGUCCUUCUCUGCCCAUGCGCAGUGUUCUGGCGUUCAAAUUUCAAUGCAUUCAAAGCUGCAGUUUCGAGCUUUUCCCGUUUGCCACACACAAAUUUUGAUUUCAGUUGUGAUUUUCUUUUGGCACACCAGGUGCAACAUUGUGCAAAUAUUGAAAUUGUGCAAAUAUGGGAAUUAUGCCGUAUUAAAGUUGUCGACGACCAGCAGCAACAGAACAACAACAGCAGCGUCAGCAUCAGCAUCAGGAGUAACGAUGUCUGUUCAAUUGGCUGUUGUCGUGGCUGCUGUUGCCUAUCUGGGACUGGGUCUCAUUGCCUCAGUCCAUGCAACGCCGCAGCAUGCCGCCUACUCUCUCCAGGCGGCAGUCGAUGAGCUGCAUCGCCGCGAGGCUGCCAAGUAUCCGCUCAACGCUCCGCCACCCUCCAGUCAUUACGGCGCGGAUCCUCUGGACGAUUGGGACGAAGAAAGCGAUUUAUUUGGCACUGGCAACAAGUAUAAGAAUCGGAAUCGCCAUAGAAUAAAUAAGGCAAUUGCCAAGUACUUAGAGCGCGAUAAUGAUAAUGCUAAGAACUAUGACAUGGGUCUGGGCUCGCCAUUUGCCGGUUAUGAGUUCGAUGAUGAGCGCGACCAGCAAACGAAUCCCAAUCCUAAUUCAAAUCUCUUUGUGGACGAAAAACGCAAGCGCUCCUCGUCGCCCUUUAGGGAACGUGACGAGCAGUACGACGCCGCCGCACCAGUUGCCGCCGCUUCAUCCGUCUUCCGUGAACGUGAGAACCUGAACAACAAUGCCGCCGCCGCCGCUGGAGAUGCAGCCAGUCACAGUGAGUUGACCGAGCAGUUCUUGAGGGAGAUUGAGGAGGCCAGCGAGCAUGAGCGUCAGGAUCGUUACAAGGCCGCUUUGAGGCAGCUCUGGGAGAAGUAUCAGCAACAGGAGAACGAACUGCUUGCCAAUGGCGAUCAAGAUGAACAGGAGCAACAGCAACAGCUCUUUGAGCAGAAGAAACGCAUGCGGAUGCCUCCAUACUAUCUGUUGAUGCAGAAGAAACGCUCGUAUCCGGUGCUGCCCUGGUUGCCCUACAAUGGCGAUAAGAAGAAGCGAUUCCCCGUGGCCAAGCGCGCUGUUGCCGAGUCCCCGUUGGCCAAGACCGAUGAGCGUGUGGCCCAGGAGCUCAGCGAACUCUUUGGCAAGCCCGCCAGCGAACAACAGUCGGAGGAGAAGAAGAAACGUUCGACCGAGGAACAAACCAAAGCCGCGUCCACAACUCAUCAGCCGGAGACAGCAGCCACCGCCACAGCUUUGGGUGAUAUGCGUCUAGAGAUCAACUUUCAGCGAGUGAACGUCACGAAUGCGGCUCCAAAGGAGACACCAACAGCAGCGCCAGCCAAGGCAGUUGGCACUCCCGAGAUUGUCAUGCAUGGUGGACACACUGGACACCAUCGCAAGCGCAGCGAGCAUCACUCGGAUGAGGAGUACGGCGAGCACGAUGAACACGAUGGUGAGGGAGAGGGAGAAGAAAGUUCCGAUGAGGAUGAUCAUGAUGAGUUCGACGAGGAUGACGAAGCCGAGGGCGAGGGUGAAGGCGAUGCUGGCGAGCGACGACGCAAGAAGAAACGUGCUGCCAAUGCCAAACAUGUUCAUAGUCCAACUGUUGGUCACUUGAUGCUGCGUGCCAAGAAAUCCAUCGAUUGGUCCCAAUACUUUGGUCUCGAUCGCAAGAAGAAAUCUGAGCAGCUGUCAGAAGCCGAAUUAAAGAAGGACAGCAAAGAGGAAGUCGAAGAGGAUGCCCAGAAGAAGAAGAAGCGCGAACUUGAUCCCGAGAAGCUGGAGAGCAUGGACAAGAAGUUGCAGUCCAUCGAGGACUUCAUCAUUGAUGAGACCAUCAAGUAUACGGGUGCACACGAGGGCAUCAACAACCAGGAGGAGAUUCGAAAGCUCAAGGAGCAUGUGUUGGCACGCCUAGCGACCGCUUAUAGUCUGGAAAAGAUGCGUCGGGCACUGGAUAAGCUGCGUCAGUCCGUAGAUGCUGAGAAUCAUCUGUUGCGCAAUGUCAUUGAAUCCGAUUCGGACGAGAACACAUUGGAUGAGCACUGGCCAUCGAAGCGCUACAGCGUAAAGAAGGAGCAGGCCGAUGAACUGGCAGAAGACCUGCAACAGUCGAAGAAGAAGCGCAGCGGUUACAUGCGUUAUCCGGAUCCGCCCAAUGCCAUGGAGGAGGCCAUGAGCUUGAAUGGUGCGCCCUACGAGGCCCUCAACGAUGCCUACUUGGGCAACAAGAACUACAUCAUUGGUUCCAAUCAAUGUCCCGUUAUCGAGUCCAUGGCGGAGCGUUGCCGUAGUGUUGAUCUCAUUUCCGGAGAUUUGAACCAAGAACUUCUUCCACUCUGCGGCGUCCAUCAGAUUUGCUAUCUCUGCGGCACUUCGCAAGUAGCCUGCGAUUAUCAGUAUUUGGCCGAGGCGGACUCCAUCUGUGGCAGCAGCAACGAAUGCCAGGCUGCAGCUCGCUCCGUGCUGAUGAUCCUGCGUGGUACUCCCGGACGUCAGCUGGGUCCACGUGAAUGUUUGAAGAAUCCUUGCUUGUACCGAGCCAUGCGUGAGAUUGGUCUCUAAAUGAGCCACAAUCCCUUUCUUAACGUCCUUUUGUGUGCGUUUAAAAAGAACACAACAACAAAAAUCUACUAAAAAAAAUGAUAAAUGAUAAAAACGAAUACAAAAAAAAAAAAGAAACGUUGCUGAACUAGCAAAUCAAAUAUUUGAUUCAAAAUACAUAUACACAUGAAUAAAUAAUAAAAGAAAUAAGUAAAUAAUAAUGCAGUUAAAGAUUUGGAUACAUUUUGCUGUUGCCAAAGAACAACAGUCAACAGUUCCAACUAUAGAGUUUACCUAAAGAGACCUACAUCACGAAAACUGAAUAGAAUUUGAAGCCAACCAAACCCAAACAACAUACCACAUACAUACAUACAUAUAGUAAAAUAUACCAUAUCCAAUAUCGUAUUUGUAUAUUUCAUGUAUACUCCAUAGUUAUAUUUUGUUUUCGCCAAGCAGUAGGCACCAGAUAUAGUCACAUCCGCUGUGUUUAUUAAUUUAUGGAACGCACAUUUAAUAAAUCAAUAUAUUAUAUGUAUGUAUUCUUAAACAAUAUACAACAAGCAGAACUUAUAAUCGACAAAUAUUUAAAAAAAGAAAAAUAACAAAAAAAAAAAAAUCAAAAAUCAUAUUCCUAAAUGUAUAAACAGUUAUUAUGUGUAAGCGUUCCAACAAAAUGCGAUUUAUUAUUAACAAAAUGAUCCCCAAGAUAAUGCUCAUUGGCAGCUUUUAAUAUUAAAUAUGACCGAAAUAAUGCUUCAGAGACUAAGACAAAACACAACAACAAAGAAAAAUGAAAAUGAAAAAAUAAAUAGAUAAAAAUAAACAACAUCAAGUGAAAAUCAAACAAAAUUUUUUGAUAUAGUUUAAACAA
Molecule: messenger RNA, 3640 nt
Organism: Drosophila sulfurigaster albostrigata
Lineage: Eukaryota; Metazoa; Arthropoda; Insecta; Diptera; Drosophilidae
Exons: 7
Coding region: 16-2790 (924 amino acids)
Source: RefSeq, a predicted model, not a curated record